Molecule: messenger RNA, 1343 nt
Organism: Setaria italica (foxtail millet)
Lineage: Eukaryota; Viridiplantae; Streptophyta; Magnoliopsida; Poales; Poaceae
Product: aquaporin NIP1-1
Exons: 4
Coding region: 131-967 (278 amino acids)
Biological process (GO): transmembrane transport
Cellular component (GO): membrane
Molecular function (GO): channel activity
Source: RefSeq, a predicted model, not a curated record
AUCGGCCAAACACCAUCGCACGCUGCUCUCUCUGCCUCAUCUGUUCACUCCGCCGUGCUCUGCUCCUCCUGCGCCCAUCUGAAUCCGUGCGGGUACAGCGUACAAGCACAGCAAGGAUAGAGAGAGAGAGAUGGCCGGAGGCGGCGACAACUCCACGAACGGAGCUCGCGACCAGAGGGCCAUGGAGGAGGGGAGGAAGGAGGAGUUCGCCACCGACCAGGGCUGCGCCGCCCUCUCCGUCCCCUUCAUCCAGAAGAUCAUCGCGGAGAUCUUCGGCACCUACUUCCUCAUCUUCGCGGGGUGCGGCGCGGUGACGAUCAACGCGAGCAGGAACGGGCAGAUCACGUUCCCGGGCGUGGCCAUCGUGUGGGGGCUCGCCGUCAUGGUGAUGGUGUACGCCGUCGGCCACAUCUCCGGCGCCCACUUCAACCCCGCCGUCACCUUCGCCUUCGCCACCUGCGGCCGCUUCCCGUGGCGGCAGCUCCCCGCGUACGUGCUGGCGCAGAUGCUCGGCGCCACGCUCGCCUCCGGCACGCUCCGGCUCAUGUUCGGCGGCCGCCACGAGCACUUCCCCGGGACGCUCCCGACGGGAUCCGACGUGCAGUCGCUCGUCCUCGAGAUCAUCACCACCUUCUACCUCAUGUUCGUCAUCUCCGGCGUCGCCACCGACAACAGAGCCAUCGGGGAGCUGGCAGGGCUGGCCGUGGGCGCAACCAUCCUGCUCAACGUGCUCAUUGCCGGGCCCGUGUCCGGCGCGUCGAUGAACCCGGCCCGGAGCGUGGGCCCGGCGCUGGUGAGCGGGCAGUACCGGUCCAUCUGGGUGUACGUGGUGGGCCCGGUGGUGGGGGCCGUGGCGGGGGCGUGGGCCUACAACCUGAUCCGCUUCACCAACAAGCCCCUCCGCGAGAUCACCAAGAGCACCUCCUUCCUCAAGAGCAUGAACAGGAUGAACUCCGCCUCCUCCUGAUCACUCCACCACCAGCAGCAGCUAAAUUAACCGCGAGCCGUGCGAUGGAUGCGAGAUGAUCAGAGUGCUCAAGUAAUCAUGCUGAUGUGGCAGGCCUAUUAUUCACCUGUGCCGGGGGUAUUUCAGUAAUCUAAUAUUCACCUGUGAGAGUAUAUGCUGUAUCUCUGUUCUGUGAGUGUGUGUGACAGUGUGAGUGGAUGGGGAUGAAAAGGGUUUGAUCAGAUGGUUAUGGAUGCACCACGGGACUAUGGUUUGCUUCGAACUCUAGUUUAGUUGGUCACCCCGUGAAUGUGGCAGUGUCCAUGUACGCCUGUUUCCAUAACCCAGUUAAUCAAUGUUGGUGGGAUAUAUCCCCAUGCUCGUGUUGUUAUUCUUU